CAACUGUUUCCAUGGCAACACGGGUGCAGAUGCUCUCUCAGCCCAAACCCAACCGACUCAGAUAUCCAGACCGUCGUUCUGUUUACUGGCUGGAUCAGCUGCCACCAGAGAAGACUGGAUCCACCACCAAAACUGGUACAUCUCUCACUGUUUCUCUCCUCUGUUUUCUUUUACUUACAAACCUGCCCUUUGCUGCUUUUUUUGAUGCUGUGCAAAAAACUUUCUCUGCAGAGUUAACCCCUCGCUGGUCGGAGCUAUGUAGAAGCAAAAAGUUCUACACACAAGUCACAAUAUCUCCUGUGUGGGAGGUGAGUGAAGGGGCUCUCAAGGCAGUCCCCUCCAAUCGGCUGUGUCGUCUGGCUCAACCGCGGAACCCAGCAGUUGGCUGGCAGCAGGACCACCUACUACUUGCUCCUUUGAGCAGAGGGACACAGACAGCCGUCGCCACUUCCCGAAUUUGCCAGCUUGCCCAACCAAAAAGAAGAGUGUUACUAGAGGGUUCUGGCCCCAAAUCUAAACCUGUACCCAUGACCCACAUACCCUGCAAAGCCUCUGCACACAUAGAGCUACUUGCUACCCCUAAGUUCGACCACCCCAAGUUUGAAGGAGAGCGCUCUGUGUGCUGGCCCGUGUCCAGAGCAGCAAGGAACUACGUAGCCAGCCCGAGACUUCAUGAGCUGUCCAGUCCCAAAGAGAGGAAGGCUCUGUUUGAGGGAUACAACCCUUACAUUGUUAGCCGGGCAGCCCGGUCUGCUAGCCCAUCGCCUCGGAUACAACAGCUGUGUUUGCCUCUGCCUCGCAAAUGUAGCUCAAACUACGAUGGAUUAGGUCAAAUCCCCUGAGAAGUGUUAAUGAUUCUCCUUUUCCUUAUUGUGAUAAAUAUGUUCUAAAAUUGU
Molecule: messenger RNA, 896 nt
Organism: Etheostoma spectabile (orangethroat darter)
Lineage: Eukaryota; Metazoa; Chordata; Actinopteri; Perciformes; Percidae
Gene: spmap2
Product: sperm microtubule associated protein 2
Exons: 5
Coding region: 12-842 (276 amino acids)
Biological process (GO): spermatogenesis
Source: RefSeq, a predicted model, not a curated record